Messenger RNA from Monopterus albus (swamp eel), 4622 nucleotides. RefSeq names its product La ribonucleoprotein 4Aa (gene larp4aa). NCBI's taxonomy places the organism in Eukaryota, Metazoa, Chordata, Actinopteri, Synbranchiformes, Synbranchidae. The transcript is spliced from 17 exons. Gene Ontology annotation, biological process: positive regulation of translation. The record is from RefSeq and is a predicted model, not a curated record. Gene Ontology annotation, molecular function: mRNA 3'-UTR binding. Bases 70 to 2583 code for a protein of 837 amino acids. Gene Ontology annotation, cellular component: cytosol; cytoplasmic stress granule.
CAAAGGGAAGGUGGUGGCAGGCGGGGGCUGGGAGAACACGACGGGGUUGAAGUGAGUCAGGAGCGGCUGAUGAGUUCAGACCAGAGCGGAGAGCCGCCACUGCUGCAGGAGGAGGCUGAUCCGGGACCGAAGACCGGUGGGAAGGACGAGGCUCCGCUGGGGAGCGAGGGAGGGACAGGCGGCAUGGUCACCUCUAAGGGCGCAGGUUUGAACCCAAAUGCCAAGGUGUGGCAGGAGAUGCCUGUGGCCCCAAGUGAGACUGUUGCCAACAGCCCUCUUUGGCCCCCGUCAGACAUCAGUGGGGGUUAUUCUGAGCCAUCGUCUGCUGGGUGCAAGCAGUACACUGUGGGAUUCCCGGCCCUGGAUGACAGCAGCUCCACAGCAACAGCUGAGAUAGCAGUGAAUGGAAUGGACCCUCCAGAAUUGGGCUUUUCCCCUGCUGAGUCCACCUCAGGGACCUCAGUGGAUUCCAAAACAGAAGAUCAGCCAAUCUCUUCUGAGAAUCUGCGAGAGUCUCUGAAGAAAGAGCUGGAGUUUUAUUUCUCCAGAGAAAACCUCUCAAAGGAUUUGUACCUGAUGUCCCAGAUGGACAGUGACCAGUUUGUCCCUAUUUGGACUAUAGCCAGCAUGGAGGGCAUCAAGGUCCUCACCACUGACAUGGACCUCAUCUUGGAUGUGUUGAGAUCCUCCCCCAUGGUACAAGUGGAUGAGAAAGGGGAGAAAGUGCGUCCUAAUCACAAACGGUGCAUUAUCAUCCUGAGGGAGGUCCCUGAAACCACACCUGUUGAGGAAGUGGAGUCGCUGUUCAAAAAUGACAACUGUCCAAAGGUGAUAAGUGUUGAGUUUGCACACAACAACAACUGGUACAUCACAUUCCAAUCAGACACAGAUGCUCAACAGGCAUACAAGUACUUGAGAGAGGAAGUAAAAACAUUUCAGGGAAAGCCCAUCAUGGCGAGGAUAAAGGAUUUCUUGCAAAAGAAUGCCUACCGUAGCAUAGACAGCAGCCUGUACGCUCAGCAGUCCCAGAGCCAGUCCCAGUACAGCUCUCCACUCUACAUGCAGCAUGUCUACCCCCAGCAGCAGUACCCAGUGUACGGCAUCGUACCGCCCACCUGGGCACCGUCGCCCCCACCAUAUUUUGAAACCCCUCUGGCACCGUUUCCCAACAGUAGUUUCGUGAAUGGAUUUGGCUCUGCUGGACACUACAAAACUGCCUCCAGCUCUCUUAAUAUCCCUCGCCCAUUUUUUUUUUUUUUUCAAACAGCGAACAUCAGCUCAGCUGUAAUAAAGUUUUGUCUAAAGACAGUGUUACCCCACCAGGGACAUGUUCUUCACUCCCUGUCUUUUUGCUGUCCCCACAGUGUCCCCCUCUAUUCAAGAAAGAAUGUAAUAAAUGCCUUCAGAAACCACGUGAAGCCCCAGGUGAGGACGAGCGAGGUGACCCCAGCAGCCAUACCUCCUGUCUCCUUGGAGAGUCUGACUGGGCUGCGUAGUCCACAGCUUUCCACUCCUGUUGGCCCCUCCACGACCACUAACCCAGUCCAGACAGCCUCUGACCUGAGCACUGCAUUCUCCCAUCUCUCCUCUGCUUCUUCUUUGGACCCCAGUGACGACGGUGGCAUGGCUGGACGUGGAAGACGGAGCACAACCUACAGGGGAACACGGAGGCGGCGAGAAGAUGAACGGAUUACGAGACCUGUGCCCCUAGCAGAAGUCAAGGUUUCUCCACCCAAGUUUGACUUGGCUGCCACCAGUUUCCCACCUCUUCCUGGCUGCAUUGGCAAUACCCAGGGGGAGCCAGUUCAUGAAAACCGCUUGUCAGAUGUUGUACGUGGUUUGUACAAAGACAAGAUGGACAACACCAAUAAAGAAGCCACCAUGAGUCCGGGUUCAGGGCAAGCCCCAGUCAUGGAGCAGGCUGUGGCUGUCUCAAGUCCUGCUCUGGCAGCAGCCAAACCUGCUACACAACCACUUGGACCCUCAGCACCUGGUAUCACUCGCCAGGAGAAGAGGGUUGAGCGGGCAGAGAUCCCAGCUCCAAAAGUGACCCCAUGCACACCUGUUCAAACUACCGUAAACCCUUCCUCCUCCACACAGCCUGUACCUGGCUCCAGGCCUCAGUCGUCCACACUCGUGGCACAGAGCACGCCUGCCCCUGCCACAGCUACUCUUCCCACCCCAGCACAGGAGCCACGUAAGCUCAGCUACGCCGAGGUGUGCCAACGGCCACCUAAGGAUCCUCCCCCUGCGGCCCCUGCCCAAGCUUCCUCUGGUACCGCAUCAGGCCAGCCAUUACGCGAGUUGCGCGUGAACAAGGCUGAAGAGUUGGGCUCCAGCAGUGGUUCUGGAGACAAGCAAGAGAAAGGCCAUGACAGGGAGGGGGGAUGGGAAUGCAAGGAGAGCCGGCCGCCACGUGAACGUGACUCUCAAGGCUACUACCGCAGCAAUGGCCCCAGAGGCACGGCUGGCCUCAAGUUCCGUGAGCAGAGGCGCCCAGCUCCGGCCCGACGCAGCUCCCCCCAGGGAGGCUAUAGGCACACUGGCAAAGAGCAGAAUAUCCCACCAGUAUCGCCAAAGUAAAAACUUUAUGAAUAGAAAAAAGAUGUAUGAAUAUAUAUACACGGAUAUAUAUAAUUAUAUAAAAAUGAAUAACAUAAAAGCAACAACAUUAUGGUAGCCACCUUUCCCCCUGGAACGUGUCCAAUGAAAAGCUUUGAAAAUGACAAUAAGACCAGGACUGAUGGGCAGAAUGACACCCGAAGAACUCUGAGUGAUUUUGAAAAGGAAACAAAAAUGUUGUUUUGGCUUCUGGCAUUAUACUUAAAAGAAUUCCAGUGUGAUUUAUCUGGAGGCCAUGUCAGUUGUACUCUGCUAGGGAGAGGUGGGAAGCUGGGCCCUAUAAAUGGCCCUCUACCUUUUUUUGUUUUUAAAAUUUUAAAGAAUAGAUGUUGAUCUGCAAGAACAAUGUGCACUAGGAAGAAAAGAACAUGCAUAUACAUCAUGUACAUAUACAAAGAUAUCACUAACGCGCAAUGAGUUUUUUUUUUUUCUUGUGUGCUUAGGGUUGCAAGUAUGAUUGAAGGGUUGACUGAUGUCCGAGUAUGCAUAGAUUGUUAAAUACAAUGGUUUAAGUGCUACAGUGCGCUGUUGCACUGAUUUAAUGAAAUGGAUGAAUUUUGAUUUUUACAUCAGAGAUUCCGAAUCAUUGUCCUAAAACUGGGCUGUGUGGUCCUCAAAUGUAUAUUAAUGAAAUAUGUCCUGUGGUGGUAUUUUGAUCUUGGUUUAUGAUUAGCGUGAAUUGUAUCAGUCAGAAACUGGCAAUGUAAGCCACAGUCAGGUGUGUGGUUUUGUUCCAAGCUGAAAUCGACUUUGGGGUACUCACCGGCCUGUUGGCCAUGGUGAACCUGCUUGCCUGGUCCAAUGUUUUUCAUGUUAAGUUUGAUCUCUGCUGAAAUAUUUUUGGGUGUACUCAGUCUGAUUCAUAUUAUUGUCAUGUUGAUAAUCGGUCAGAAUCUCUGUUUACACGUUUUGUUUGCGUAGGCAGGUGAUGUCUUUCACAUGGAAAAGAAUGAGGUUAAUGGAAAGAUUUGACUGUUCGGUGCACCAGAUGACGUAGGUGAGGUUCAGCUUUUCUAUGUCACAGGAUAUCCAGGUUAAGCUUAUCUGUGAAUUGUUCGUAACAGGCGCAUAGUGUCAAAAAUAGUAGGGAGUGCUGUUGACUACAUGAUAUUUGGCAGCCCAAAUCAUGAGUACAAAGAGAAUUUGAACAUUUUCCUGUGCUAUGUGCCAGCUGCCUAUGAUCAUAGUGUGCUAGGGUAAAGUUUUGAUUUUUAUUGGAGGUCUGCUAAAUAAUGUAGUCUUGGGAAAACUUUAGCCGCUGUGAAACUGGAUUUUGAAGAAGCUGUAGAGGUUUAGUUGCCUGUGCUAUAUUGUAAUAACCCUUCACUAGAAAUGUGUGUGGGAGAAUGUAAUUGUUUUAGUACUGAAUUUACAGAAGAAGGCUUUUGACUGCAGGUAUCCACCAGAUUAUUUUGUGCUUUUAGGGUGAGGUUUUUUUUUUUUUUUUGGAUAAUAGUUUGGCUUAGAUACUUUUUAAGCUUGACUGUGCUUCAUAAGCGUAUUUAUUUUAAUUCUGAUGCGCAACGCUUUUCUCCCAAUCUUGGUAGGCUGGUUUCCCCAAAGUUGUGUGAAAUCGCAUUGGCAAAACAAAAUCAUGCAUAUGGCAUUUAUAUACUGUUCAAGAUGUCAGCUGAGAAAAUACUUGAUGCAUUGCCUUUGGGUUUAGUAAUGCAGUGAACAAGUAAAUCACUGGGGCUGUUGUUUCAUUUCAUUAAUGAGUAAGAGCAGCUAGUGAUUUAGUAUAAUUAAAUAAAUGCACUAACUUGUUUUUAAAAAGAAUCUUACUCAUGAGUAAUGUGAAAUCAUUUUAGAAGCAUAUGGUUGAUGCCGACAGGCUUGCAAAUACAGGAACUGUUUCCCCCACCCCUCCAUAUGUUUGGGUUAUUUUCUGUUAAUUUGGUUUGAGGUAACAAAAGGAAAUAUAUGGAUCAACCAAGUGUUUGAGACACAAUCCUAGAACUGUAUGAAAUGUCACCAAAAAUAAAUUAUUUUGAUUUGGC